AUGUCGCUGUCGCCGGCAAACCUUUUCAACGAUCUCAUCGUCCAGAUCCUCGUCCGACUUCCGCCCGACGAGCCGGAGUGCCUCGUCCGUGCUUCCCUCGUCUGCAAGCACUGGUAUUCUCUCAUCACCGGCCACACCUUCAUUCGCCGCUACCGGGAAUUCCACCGACUGCCCCCGUUGCUAGGAUUCCUCCGUGGCGAGGUUGAUGAGUUUACUUCCCACUUCGUCCCCACCACGGCGUUCCGCCCUCCAGAAUCUUGUCUCCUCAACUGUCACACGCUUGACUGUCGCCACGGCCGUGUGCUACUUCGUGACACUGACUCAGUGGAUCUUCUGCUUUGGAAUCCCAUGACAGGCGAGAAGAUGCACUUGCGUGAACCUAAAGUCGCAGAUUGCUACUUUAGGGCGGCGGUACUCUGUGCCACGGCGGGCUGCGAUCACCUCGGCUGUCGUGAAGGGCCAUUCCUCGUGGCCUUUGUAGGUAUCGGCACUGAUGAGGUCGCAUACGCCUGCCUCUACUCAUCAGUGACUGAUAAGUGGAGCGAUGUGACUAAACUGCAGCUUGACUAUUCAUUCACCAUACUGCCCAUGGCCCCUGUCCUUGUGGGAGACGCGCUCCACUACAUGUGCGAUUCCGGCAUUAUCUUUCGCUACGACGUGGGAAGCGAACAGUGCAUAUCGGUGUUUGACCAACUGAAUGAUUACUCCGACGAAAAUGUGCUCAUGCUAACGGAAGAUGGAGGCCUUGGGUUAGCCAGCAUUGAUAUGUUGACCCUCUGCCUGUGGUCACUGAAGACCGGUCCCGACGAAGCUAGAAGGUGGGAAAAACUGAGCACUAUCAACCUUAAAAUGCUCCCCAAUCACAACCCGAGUUGUUUGGCACCAUCUUUGGUUGGCUUUGUGCAAGGCGUGGACUCCGGAAUCAUCUUUAUGAGCACGCAUACUUGCAUUCUUAUGAUCAACCUCAAAUCGGAGCGGGUGUCAAAGGUGUGCGAGAUGGACGACGACUUCGAAGAUAUCUUUCCUUACUUCAGCUUUUGCACUCCAGGUACUACCCUCAAACCUACCAGCUUCUACCUGUUUAAGAUCUGUGAAUAUUCAGUCAAUGUAAAUGAUAUAUAG
This is a messenger RNA of Brachypodium distachyon (stiff brome), 1122 nucleotides long. RefSeq lists its product as uncharacterized. The transcript has a single exon. The record is from RefSeq and is a predicted model, not a curated record. Lineage: Eukaryota; Viridiplantae; Streptophyta; Magnoliopsida; Poales; Poaceae. Bases 1 to 1122 code for a protein of 373 amino acids. Gene Ontology annotation, molecular function: protein binding.